This is a messenger RNA of Elgaria multicarinata webbii, 918 nucleotides long. Its product is annotated as olfactory receptor 5A2-like. Gene Ontology annotation, cellular component: membrane. NCBI's taxonomy places the organism in Eukaryota, Metazoa, Chordata, Lepidosauria, Squamata, Anguidae. Gene Ontology annotation, molecular function: odorant binding; G protein-coupled receptor activity; olfactory receptor activity. Gene Ontology annotation, biological process: G protein-coupled receptor signaling pathway. The transcript has a single exon. The record is from RefSeq and is a predicted model, not a curated record. Bases 1 to 918 code for a protein of 305 amino acids.
AUGGAAAACCAGACAACUGUGGUUGAGUUUUUUCUUUUGGGACUUUCUGAUGAUGCAACUCUCCAGGUUUUCCUAUUCCUCAUUUUCCUACCUAUCUACUUAAUAACCCUGGUAGGGAAUAUGCUGAUCAUGUUAGUAAUAAGGGCUGAUCCUCAGUUACACACCCCAAUGUAUUUCUUCCUUACUAACUUAUCUUUCCUUGACAUCUGCUAUUCAUCUGUAACCGUACCCAAGAUGCUUGAAAACCUUCUAGUUACGAAGAAGACCAUUUCUCUCAAUGGCUGCAUUGCACAGAUCUUUUUCUUUAUUUUCAUGGUUGGAACUGAAAUCUUCUUACUCUCAGCAAUGGCUUAUGACCGUUACGCUGCCAUAUGCAACCCACUGAGAUAUAGCACCAUUAUUAGCCACCAAGUCUGCAUCCAAAUGGUGGUGGGUGCAUGGAUAUCAGGCUUCUUGGAUUCUCUUGUUAACACUCUCUUUUUAACUGGCUUGCACUUCUGUGGUCCAAGCAACAUUAACCAUUUCAGCUGUGAGUUACCUUUGCUAUUGCAGAUGUCUUGCACAAGCACCUUUGCCAAUGAAAUGGUGAUACUCACCUUCAGCAUGGGAUUAGGAUUUGCCUCCCUCCUUCUGAUUGUAGCUUCCUAUGUUGGCAUCAUUAGCACCAUUCUCAAGAUAAGCUCCACAGAAGGAAGGCAGAAAGCAUUCUCUACCUGUGCUUCCCAUCUCACUGUGGUCCUCUUGUUUUGUGGGACAGCAUUCAUUAGGUACAUGCGACCAGCAUCUGGGUAUUCAGAGACACUGGACAAGCUCGUGUCAAUACAAUAUAGCAUCCUAACCCCCAUGUUAAAUCCCAUUAUAUACAGCCUCAAAAACAAAGAGGUGAAGACAGCUAUUAAGAAGCUGUUUCAAAAAUAA